AUGGACGGGGACGAUCUCAUCGCCUCGGUCUACCGCAAGAUCGAGCGGGAAAAGGCCCUCAUCACCGCCGCCUCGAAUAUGCGACAGUCGACCGAUAAUCCCCUAGUGCAACAGCGAGUCGAUGCGAAUAUCCGUGAUGGCCGGAAGAACAUCGCCUACUUGGAGGAGAAGAUGCGGGAGCUGCAGCUCCGUCGCAUGGAGCACGAGGGUGGUGGUUCCCCCACCGAUAAGCGUCUCCCGCCUAAUCCUGAGGCUGGUCCCGUCCCUCCUCAGAAGGAUUAUGCUCCGGGUUAUGGGGGUAACGAGGAAUACGGUGAUGCUUCCGGAGCCUACCCGCACGGUGGUGCUGGUUCUAUGCCGUCAGGGGCCCCAUAUGCAGACCCGCGACCCUUCGCUCCCGUGCCCAAGGCCCGGCCCAAUUACACAAAGCUUGACCUGAUCAAAUAUGACACUCAAUAUCUCGGACCCAAGAUCCAGCUCAUGCUGUCGCAGCUCGAAUUCAAAUUGAGUGUGGAGAAGCAGUAUAAGGCGGGUAUUGAGAAGAUGGUUCGCUUAUAUCAGGAUGAGGGUGAUCGGAAGAGCCGUGCGGACGCCGAAGGCCGGCGGAUUGAGAGUAACCAGAAGAUUCAGUUGCUGAAGCAGGCCCUUAAGCGAUAUGAAGAUCUCCAUGUCGACAUUGAAUCGACGGAUACUCCCGAUGAUGAGAGUUUAAGCACUCCCAAUUUGCGCAAGCCACUGACUGGUCUGCUAACCCUCCGCAUCCACGCCGUGAAGGACGUCGACCAUGCCGCCAGCUCGAGGUUCUCCAGAGGUCCCGAGACGUUCAUUGUGCUGAAAGUGGAGGAUACCAUUAAGGCUCGGACAAAAGCGACACGCAUCGACAGGUGGCAGGACGAAACGUUCAACAUCGACAUCGACAAGGCGAACGAGAUUGAGCUCACAGUCUACGAUAAGUCUGGUGACCGACCUACGCCGAUUGGUAUGCUUUGGGUGCGCAUUUCCGACAUCGCUGAAGAGAUGCGUCGUAAGAAGAUCGAGUCGGAGUUCAAUGCAUCGGGUUGGGUGUCUGCGGAUAAGAUGGAGCAUGGAGGUGCGCCGGGACGACCGGACACCGCUGGGGGACCAGGCUCUGCUCACCCAUCAGGGCCCGGAGGCCCUGGUGCGGCGCCGAGUCAAGGCUACGGAGAUGGAAGCACCGGAGCGCCUGGCGGGAACCAGGUCAUGAUCGAUUCAUGGUUCGCGCUGGAGCCAGUUGGUCGUAUCUACCUGUCAAUGAGUUUCGCCAAGCAAUUGAAGGACCGCCGGCCAUUCGAUAUCGGUCUCAACCGUCAGGGUGCAGUUCGUCAGAAGAAGGAGGAGGUUCACGAGAAGCAGGGCCACAAGUUCGUCACCCAGCAGUUCUACAACAUCAUGCGUUGCGCCCUCUGCGGCGACUUCCUCAAGUACGCUGCCGGUAUGCAGUGCGCCGACUGCAAAUACACUUGCCACAAGAAAUGCUACCCGAAGGUUGUCACCAAGUGUAUCAGCAAAGCCAACUACGAGACCGAUCCCGACGAAGAAAAGAUCAACCACCGCAUUCCCCAUCGCUUCGAAGGUUUCUCCAACAUCUCCGCCAACUGGUGCUGUCACUGUGGUUAUCUGCUUCCCUUUGGGCGGAAGAACGCCAAGCGGUGUACAGAGUGUGGUCUUACUUGUCACUCGCAUUGUACACAUCUGGUGCCUGAUUUCUGUGGUAUGUCUAUGGAGGCAGCCAACCAAAUCCUGGAGACCCUGAUCCGCACCAAGAACCAUAACAAGACCGCCUCUGUGAGUUCCGGUCUUAGUGGCCGCACCCUGCGGCCCAGCGGCACGCCCCAGGGCCCUCAGGACAGCGCGGCUAUGGCCUACCCGCAGAAGCCUGUCGAGAGCCCAUACGGAGCACCUCAGCGGCAGCCUUCCGCUGAGGCUGUGAGCGCAGCGACCAACUCGUACAUGCCUCCUCAGUCCCCGACAGCCGCUGCGAGGCAGCAGAUGCCCCCGAGAACGUCGUCGAGUGCGGCUGUGGCUGCUGCUACUGUCGCGACGGGAAUGCCCUCUCCCCAGCAAAUGCCAGUGGAGCAGAAUCGCCCGAUGCAGCCGCAGCUGCCUACAUAUGACCCCAAGGCGUACGAACCGUACGCCAAUGCCCCACAAGGCAUGCCGCCUCAAGCGGUGCAGCAUGCAGCUCCUGCCGCGUAUGGCAUGCCUGCACAGCAGCCGGCUAUGCAGAUGGUUCCACAGCAGCCUCCUGAGGCUCCUCAGCAGCCCAAGGUCCGGAUUGGAUUGGACCACUUCAAUUUCCUGGCGGUCCUGGGUAAGGGUAACUUCGGAAAGGUCAUGCUAGCAGAGACGAAGAGCACCAAGAGGCUGUACGCCAUCAAGGUGUUGAAGAAGGAGUUCAUCAUCGAGAAUGACGAAGUGGAAAGCACGAAGUCCGAGAAGCGAGUCUUCAUGAUCGCGAACAAGGAGCGUCACCCCUUCUUGCUGAACCUGCAUGCCUGUUUCCAGACGGAGACUCGUGUUUACUUCGUCAUGGAAUACAUUAGCGGUGGUGAUCUGAUGUUGCACAUUCAGCGCGGCCAGUUUGGUCUCAAGCGAGCACAGUUCUACGCUGCGGAGGUCCUGCUGGCACUCAAGUAUUUCCACGAGAACGGUGUCAUUUACCGUGAUUUGAAGCUCGAUAAUAUCAUGUUGACCCUGGACGGUCACAUCAAGGUUGCUGAUUACGGUCUUUGCAAGGAGAACAUGUGGUAUGGUGCAACCACAAGCACGUUCUGUGGUACUCCGGAAUUCAUGGCGCCCGAGGUGAGUGCAAUGCUUGUGAUCCGUGUCUAG
Molecule: messenger RNA, 2853 nt
Organism: Aspergillus luchuensis
Lineage: Eukaryota; Fungi; Ascomycota; Eurotiomycetes; Eurotiales; Aspergillaceae
Gene: pkcA
Product: protein kinase c
Exons: 7
Coding region: 1-2853 (950 amino acids)
Biological process (GO): intracellular signal transduction; fungal-type cell wall biogenesis; peptidyl-serine phosphorylation
Molecular function (GO): diacylglycerol-dependent serine/threonine kinase activity; ATP binding
Source: RefSeq, a predicted model, not a curated record